Molecule: messenger RNA, 5747 nt
Organism: Mya arenaria
Lineage: Eukaryota; Metazoa; Mollusca; Bivalvia; Myida; Myidae
Exons: 4
Coding region: 408-5747 (1779 amino acids)
Biological process (GO): regulation of DNA-templated transcription
Molecular function (GO): RNA polymerase II cis-regulatory region sequence-specific DNA binding; DNA-binding transcription factor activity, RNA polymerase II-specific
Source: RefSeq, a predicted model, not a curated record
GUAUCACUGUUAAACUUAAAUAUGUUUCUCGAGUCAAAAAUGUCCUUUAAUUUCCAUCCCUCUUUUUCUGAACUCUCCAAUAUGGAGGUAAAAUGAUAACUUCAAAUUGUCGUCUGCUUAAUCAAGGAUGUCCAAAUUUGUCGUCUGCUGACAGUUAACUUAAAAAGUGAAAAUGGAUGUUUAUGAAGAAUGAAUGAAGAAAAACAGAAGCAUUUGGGAAGGUGCAGAGAUGAAAAAAUGAUGAAUGUCCCUGGAGCUUCUAACAUGCAAUGACCUUGACACUGCCCUGUGUCAACUCACAGAGAUGUCAUCCGGCAAGCCAGUGUCUGAUUCAUUCCUUAAGCUGCUGAAGUCCGUGGGAACGAAACUAUUUUCAAGGCGGGGCCUAGCUGUAUAAUCAUCGCAACAUGUCUGAUGGUGCCACAAAACUUGAUGAUGAUGGCAGUGUGCAGUCAGGCAUAAAACGAGCAGGACGCACCAGAAUCUGCAAACAGUGCAAAUACACCACUACUGAUGUGCGUGAAUUUUCUAAUCAUCGACUUCACGCUCAUGCUGAUGAAAAUAACGACGAAAGUAAGACUGUGACUCGUAAAACCAAUUUGAGGAGAAAAUCGUCUGCUGCAAGUGAAAAAUCUAUCGUGACACCUACCGAAGUUGACUUUGAAAAGGAUUUAUUGAAAGAGGAUAAUAAAUCCACAAAAACUGACUUUGACAUAUCAGUUGAACAAAAACAAACAAUGGCUAGUGAACAAAUUUCACCAGAAUUACUGAGCAGUUUAGCGUUAGCUCCACGAAAGACCUCUGUAAAUGACUCGAAUAAUGAGUCAAUGGAGCGAGCCACUAUUGAGAAUAUGAAUGGAGUUGGAGAAGAAGUCUUGAUGGAGAAAGACGAUGAUCAAGACGAUGAGCCUAGACUCAUUAUUGCAGACGCAAGUGAAAAUGGUGACAUUGCCGAAAGUGAACUGAACAAUUCAGAUGGACUUGCCCCUAGUCGUAGUGGAAAUAUUCAAAACAGAAAUUACCUCUGCGGAAAUUGUGAUUAUAGCACUACUAGUGCUAAAACAUUUCUUCACCAUCAGCGUGAUGUUCACAAUUCUGGAAUAGCUAUUUACGAAUGUGACUUUUGUGACUACGCCACAAAAUAUAAGCAGAAACUUCCACGUCAUCGCCGCCUGCAUUUCUUUGGCAAAGAUGGCUUACAGGAGUCUGACUUAGAAAGCAGUCUAACUGAUAGAGAACUUAGAGAACAUAUGAACAAUACUAGUGUUAACAUGGAACUGUUGAAUGGUGAAGAAGACUUAGAUGAUGAUGCUGAGAUGUAUGAUGAAGAUGAUGAGGAUAUGGUUACAUUGUCAUCUCGUGAAGAACAGGUUGCAACCCCUGGUGGGUCCAUUGUGGGUGAUGUUAAGAAAAAGAGGAUCAGACAGGAAGUUGAUCCAUUAAAAUACUAUGAAGUUGUUGACGACGUUGGCGUGAAGUAUGCCUGUUCUAAAUGUGGCAAUGUGUACAAAUGGCGAAAGUCCUUGAACAAACACUGGAAAGAGAAGCAUUGUGGGGAGACGCCAGAUCUCACAAAACCUCCUGCAACUCUGCAGAAUUACACACUAUAUUCCCGCUACAAGGCCAAGUAUGGGGGCCAGCCACCCCCACCUGCAGCCCCAAAUGUUGUGUAUGGGGCAGCAGCAGCACCCCCUGCCAACCAGAUCAAACACCGGGGAACACCAACAUCCAGUCACAGUGGUUCGAGUCGCCUUGACGAGGAUCAACUCCAAUCAUUUCAGUCAGUCUCUAGUCUGUCCAAUGUUGUCAUGCCUCGAAAGAUUGGUCCAUUCAUUGGAGGUACCAACUCCAACAACAAUUCCAUGUUCAACCCAGCAGUCACUCUUGCCAGUCUUGCCAAGGGCUCGCCAAGGACUGCUGAAAGCCACCACGAUGUUCGACACAUGAUGCAUGAAUCCAUGGAAGCCAGCCGAGAGAAGGCGAAACUCAUCGAAAGAGCUCGAGAGAUGUUUAGCCAGCAAAGUAAAUCAAUGACAGCAGGAGAUGCCCAACAGAUGGAACCCCUAGAUUUUUCCAAGAAGUCAUCAGACUCCAGCAGCAAAUCCGAGACAAGCGCUAGGUCUGAGCAUUCCUGGGGCGAUAACAAUAGUGAGAGCGACAGUCUAACAGAGAUGCCUAUAUCAAUGAUGGUAUCUCAGGCCAACAAUCAGAUUGCUGCUGCCAUGAAGCAAAGCCAAGCUAUGGAAGUUGAUUCUUCAGUUCUGCAAUGUGGAAAGUGCAACUUCACUGCUAAGACACUCACUGAUUAUAGUUCACACAUGACCCUGCAUCUGAACAAACGUGCAUUCAAGUGUGCUGAAUGCCAUGCUCAUUUUACGGGUAUUGAAGAGCUGAACCAGCAUUUCCUUGACAGCCAUUCUGAGAAGAUUCAGGAACACAAGGAAGCCAUUCAGAAGAUUCCCCAUGGACUACAGCAGACAUACCAUUUGCUGAGAAUGCCACUAGACUCCAUCUCCAAUCUUUCUUCACAAGAACUGGCAUCCAAUGAACCGAAGCAGCUUAAAUGCAACAUGUGCAGCUUUGUCGCUAAAUGGCCAGCAGAGCUUCAGAAGCACGCUGUCUCACACUCAGAAGAGCGUCCGUUUGUUUGCAUGGUCUGCGGGUCAACAUACAAAUGGAAAUGGGACUUGGUAAAACACUUUGAGAAAAGCCACAGUUCCCUACCUAAUCCCUACAAGCGGCGCGAAGGCGGUGGGGUAAUGGCUGCCAACUCACCAGCCACCCCUCCCCCAGAUAUGAUGUCUACCCCAAAGCAGGAACCACCCAUGAUGAUUGACAUAGCUGCAAUGCAGGCUGGGUAUGCUGAUAAUGAAAUGCCCCCUGCUAAGAAACGCCGUCUCUCAGAGUCUGAGAUGCAACAAGGUACUGAACAUUACUUCAGAGAACUUGUGGAGAGGCAGAUGCAAGCUAGGCAUGAACUUGGUCAGCUUGAGCUACCUCCUCAUCUUAAAAUGCAUAUGCAAAACAGAGGUGCGUUUUCCGACCCCAUGCCCAAGCUGAGGAAUGAAGUGAUGAGAGAUGAGCUUGAAAACCAGACGCCUAAGAGGAAUGUUCAUGAAGCCCUGAAACAGAGACUUAACAACGGCAACAACAAGAUGGACAUUAUAACUCCUUCCCCGCCUUCUUCACUCAAAGUUGAAAAGAAGACUGACAGUAAGGGCAACGAGGUGAUGCUGCCGUAUAAAUGUACAGUUUGCGAGUAUCGAGCCAGGUGGCCAUCUGAGAUCUCCCAGCACAUGAAGAACCAUUCUAAUGAGAAGCCAUUCCAUUGCCCACGCUGUAGCUACAAGAGCAAGUGGAAGUGGGAUGUUGUUAAACACCUUCGUCGAUGCGGGGGCGGGACUGUGCAUGAUGUCAUCGACACAACCAAGGUCAAGAAGAUGGCUCCACCCAAUGUUAUGGUUAUGCCCGCCUCUUCUGGCCACCAGCAGCAAAGUCCAUCAAUGAAUUCUCACUCAAUGAAGAAGCCAAGUCCAAACCAGCCAGUCUUCCCAACAUACAGCAUGAAUCUGCCCAUAUCUCUACCAUCUUCAGUCAGCAAGAGCCUUGCAGCAAACUUUAGCAUGGUCAAGAAUGGCCUGGACAAUAGAGAGAAUAUGGACAUCGAUGGCAAUAACAGGUCGGCCUUCCGCAGUCUCACCUCUCCCAGUAUUCAUGGCUGCCCUGAGUGUCCAUUUGUUGGCAACAGUCCAACAGAACUGAAGCGCCACGCCUUGCUUCACUCCGAGGCGAAGCCAUUUAGCUGCCACACAUGUGGUUAUAGCACACGCUGGAAAUGUGACCUAAAAAAGCAUAUGAAGAAUUACGGCCAUGCCAAUACCACAAUAACACUUGACAGUGGUGACGAUGAGAUGGAAAACAACCAUGACGAAUUCACAGAGAUGUCCGAUUUAGACAGUGAUGAGGACCAGUCCACCCUAUACAUGUGUCCUCAAUGCCCAUACAAUUCAUACAAGAAAAAGGCGUAUGAGCAUCACCUCAAAAUCCACGGCGGAUGGAACAGUAUGAAUGAUGAUACCCCUGAUAAGAUGUCAAAGCAGAAAGAAAGUUCUUCCAAGUAUAAGUGCUCUAAAUGCAGUUUUCAUGGCAAUGACUUGUCGUCAUUCCUCCAGCACAAGCGAUCUCACCAGGCUGAAGAAAAUGAAGCUCAAGACAGGAGCGUUACACCAGUCAGUGAUGUUUCAAACAGAACUAUUCAGUUGAAACAUCGCAGAAAGCCAGUGAAGCAGUUGAAAUGUAGCCAGUGUCCCUAUGUCUGUUUCAAACAAGCCAGUCUAGACAUUCACGAUGCCAUGCAUAUCAUCCGAGGCUCAGAGACCUGUCUGUGUCUUUAUUGCACUUAUAAUGUGUUCAACAAGUCCCUGCUCUUGAAGCAUAUGAGACUACAUCCAGAGUACAACCCAGCUGAGUGUUCCGAAGCUGAGGGCAAGGUCACUGCUGCUGAACUGAUGGAGAUGGAAGACCUCGAAGAAAAGGAGAUCAACGGUGAUGAUUCUGAAAGCUCUGACGAGAAUAACUUUGGUGACUCUCAGAAUGAAGAUGACAUCCUGGAUUUCUCAGCAAAUGCUUCACGAACAUCUACACCCGUCAGUUUACCUAAUGGUAGUGGUAACGGUAAGCAACAACCUUCACCUACCAAUAACAAUUCCAUCCUCAGCAACAUGAAUAACAAUGAGAAGACUAGUCCCAGUUCAGGCAUGAAUCUGCCCUGUGAGUGGUGUUCAGCAACAUUCCCGAAUGUGGUUGCACUUUAUCACCACAGUCAGAGCUUGCACCCGAACCAGUUGCAAGCCCAAGAGGCUGGUGAUGUCGCAGCCCGACAGGCUCCCAGCAAGGAGUCCCCGCUGGAACAGAUUGUAAGGGAGAGGCAGCGGGAGUACCAGGUGUACCAUCAGUUUAUGGCCCGUCAACAGCCCCAGAUUGCCCUCCAGAUCCAGAGCCAGCUGCAGUCUGGAGCCCAGGGCUCUUCUGAUCUCCUCCGCAAGCUGGUCCCCCUCGCCCCCAAGCCCCAGACGUCCACCACACAAAGCCCUGGAGGACAGACGCAGCCACUGGAUGUCAACAUUCCGAUGGAUGUCUCGAGCCAAGGUGAGCAGCUUUCACCUAAUCAACUAGCAGCUCUUCGAGCAAGAAAAAGUGUCAGUCUUCAGAAGAAAGCUAGAUCAUUUCAAUGUACAAAAUGCACAUUUACAGCUCCAAAUGCAGUCACUUAUCUUCGUCAUAUUGAACGCCAUGGUAGCAACUGUAAACAUACCUGUCUUUACUGUGAUUACAGCAUAGAUCGCCUGAACCUGUUGUACCAGCACAUGAAGGGAACGCACCCAUCCAAGUGGUCUGGCACUACCGAGGAGAAGAUCAGUCUGAGUGUAAACGCAGAGGACGGCAACAAUAACUUCAUUGAGGAAGCUGAGGACAAUGCUGCAGAAGAUCCGGACGCUGAUGCCAGUGCAGAAUAUCUCAAUGGCAGAGAGGCUGCUAUCACUGAAGGUGGCGCACUGUUCGAUUUCCAGACACAAGGGCUCAAGCCGACCUUGGUGUUACUAGAUGAGACCACUUGGAGAGGUGUGCAAAUUCAGGUGUGUAGUCUCGAUGGUAGGAGACAUUUCAAGUGCCUUAAGUGUAUGUACAUAAAUUCAAAUGCAGCAAACACUGCCAACCAUUCCCAGCAGCAUGGACUGUUUGCAUAA